Molecule: messenger RNA, 501 nt
Organism: Cuscuta campestris
Lineage: Eukaryota; Viridiplantae; Streptophyta; Magnoliopsida; Solanales; Convolvulaceae
Source: the annotation of a GenBank genome assembly
UACGCAUUUUGCCUUGAAUAGAAGUCUUUUUGCUUUCUUCCAUAACCCUUUUCUUCCGCCGGCGCUGCAUUCUUCAGAGCUUCGUUCAGAGUGAAAUUGGUAAGUGAGAGAAAGUUGCAGUGCACGCCUUAAGAAGAAGGAGACCUCGUGAAGGAGGUGGCUGUUAGAAAUUGCAUUCUAAGGCAUGACUACUGCGGGGAAAUCAGCGAUGGUGGUUGAAGGCUCACCACAGUCAAAUGCGCGUGCUGGUGGGGUGUUUGCCUUGAAAAGGAAAGCAGAAUUUAUUAAAAGUGCAUCUCCCAUGCGUAGAAGUGGUAGGCUGAUGCUGGUACAGCUUAAGAAGAGACCAAAGCGGGAUGCUGAACAUGUGGAUUUAGGUGAAGAAAAGGAUGAUGGGUCCAAAGAUGCUGAUGAUGUAGAGAAAGAGGAUAAGGAUGACGAUGAGGUUAUGGAUUGUGCAGGAAAUGAUGCUGAAGAUCCUGAGCAUGAGGGUGAUAGUUU